AUGUCGCACCACUGUCCAACAAUCACCGACAUCUGGUGGAAAGGAGCAGACGAACAUCCCAUUCACGCAUGGGUAAUCAAGCCAUCAAACUUCGACCCGAAGAAGAAAUAUCCUCUCUGCUACCUCAUACACGGCGGACCCCAGGGUGCAUGGAACAACCAAUGGAACACGCGCUGGAAUCCUGCAGUCUUCGCAGAGCAAGGUUACGUUGUUGUCGCACCCAAUCCCACAGGCAGCACCGGGUACGGCCAGGCAUUUACAGAUGCCAUCCAGAACCAGUGGGGCGGUAAACCCUACGAAGACAUCGUACGCGGCUUCGACUACAUCGAACAGGAGCUCGACUUCGUCGACACUACCCGUGCCGUUGCCUUGGGUGCCUCCUACGGCGGCUUCAUGGUGAAUUGGAUCCAAGGCCACGAGCUAGGCCGCCGUUUCAAAGCCCUAGUCACGCAUGACGGGAUAUUUAGCACGAAAUUCUCCCUCGCAGCGGAAGAGCUCUACUUUCCCAUCCGCGAUCUAAAGGGCGUAUACUGGCAGGCGUCUGAGAACUGGGAUCGCUGGGACCCUUCGCUGUUCCUCCACAAGUGGCAAACUCCGCAUCUGAUUAUUCAUAACGAGCUGGAUUACCGCCUCACGAUCGCGGAGGGGUUGGCUGCAUUUAACGUGUUGCAGAUGCGAGGCGUGCCUAGUGCGUUUUUGAUGUUUCCUGAUGAGAACCAUUGGGUAGUCAAGCCGGAGAAUUCACUUGUCUGGCAUCGGACGGUUCUUAAUUGGAUUAACAAACAUGUUGGGUUGCCGCUGUUGUUAGAUAAGGAUGGGUCCGAUGGAUUUGAGGAGAAGAUUGUGGGUGAUUUAACGAAGUUGGCGGUGACGGAGUAG
Molecule: messenger RNA, 879 nt
Organism: Histoplasma mississippiense
Lineage: Eukaryota; Fungi; Ascomycota; Eurotiomycetes; Onygenales; Ajellomycetaceae
Exons: 2
Coding region: 1-879 (292 amino acids)
Biological process (GO): proteolysis
Molecular function (GO): serine-type endopeptidase activity
Source: RefSeq, a predicted model, not a curated record